CACUCCGAUUUAAAAUUAUUGGGAAGUGAUUGGUUGCUAAAGGAAAAGAUGUUUGACUCUGUUAUGGUCUGUUAAAUGCUGCUUCUCGACAGGCCAGAGCUCCCUGUUGCAGCUAUAACAAAUGUCAGGGAAGAAACAUGGACUGGCAGGGACAUGAGAAGUCACAGCUACUUAACCUUGAAAUACUUGGUAAAAUUGUGGUUGUGUUCCUCUUCUUUCAUAUCAGCAGUUCAGUUGGAACUAGUAAGGCCGCUUGCACGAACAAAGACUGCCUGUGUGAUCUGGAUCCUGAGAAACAGAACAUCUGUGACCAGAUGAUACAAGAUGCACCUUCCUUUGGUACUGUGCACAGCUCUGCUGAUAGGAAGUGGCAGUGCUCAGGAUGAUGAUUGGAUUGACCCCACAGAUAUGCUCAAUUACGAUGCAGCUUCAAUGAGCAUGCGAAGACCUAACAAGGUAAACGAUGAUGAGUCUGAGACCAAAAAGACAGUGAAUACUGAUGAGAGCACUGGAAGCCAAGAGGACUCGCAGGUUUGUCAAAGAACAGUGGAAUCCCUAAUGCAGCAGAUUGAGAACUAUAAGAAGAAGGAGAAGACCAACUCGUAUGAAAGCAGCAGCAUUCAUAUUUUUAGGCGUUACUUGAAUAAAAUUCUAAAUGAAAUUAGAAAACUUGGUUUUCCUAAUGAAAAUACUGGUAGCAUGCAUUAUGAUUCUGAGAUCGUCCUUACAAAACAAACUCUUUUAGAGAUCGAAAAGUUUCUCAAUGAGGAGGACUUGCAACCUGCUGCUUUGGAUGAUGCCCUUAAUGAUAUGCAAACUAAUUUUAAGCAUCAUGAUUAUGAGGCUUGGAAAUGGAGGUUUGAGGAUGCGUUUGGAGUUUGUCCAUAUGAUAUCUUUAUGGGACUCUUGUGUUUAGUGUGCAUUGUUGUAAUCAUAGCUACUGAGUUAUGGACAAGAAUUUCCUGGCUUACUCAGAUAAAACGCGUGUUCUUAAUUUGUUUUCUUAUCAGUUUUGGAUGGAACUGGGUUUACUUGUAUAAGGUGGCCUUUGCACAGCAUCAAGCAGAAGUAGUUAAAAUGGAGAAGUUUGACAAUGUGUGUGCUGAGAAGAUCAGCUGGAGUGGGAAUCUGUUUGAAUGGUUUAGAAGUUCAUGGACAUUCCAGGAUGAUCCCUGUCAGAAGUAUUAUGAACUUAUAUUAGUGAAUCCUAUUUGGCUGGUUCCUCCAACAAAGGCAUUGGCUGUUACAUUCACCAAUUUUGUAACAGAGCCAUUGAAGCACGUAGGACAAGGAAUUGGCGAAUUCAUUAAAGGGCUUAUGAAGGAGAUACCAAUAUUGCUACAGGUUCCAGUGUUAAUCAUCAUGGCUGCGGCUGUUCUGGGUUUCUGCUAUUUUGCAGGAAGAUCUAUUAAUAUAUUCAGACCUUUAACAAGUCCUGAGAGGGAACCGCAGUCUUCACUUCCUCCAAGUGACAGACAGAAGGGGGAACCAAAAGAGUAUGUGCAAUAUAUCUGUGCAGGUGAUUCAAAUAUCCGUCAUAGGAUGAAUGCUGGACACAUCGAUGUAAGAACUUACGAGAGAGGAGAUGGUCUGAGAGACAGAGAAGGUCACAUGAGACCACCAAAUGGCAAAAAAACCUCUGAAGUUCUUCAAGCAGGUGAUAUGCCAGACACACAAAUAGAAGAGCACACCAAGAUGGCAACCAAUAAUGGAUCGCAUGCUUCUUCUGAAGAACAGGCUGUUUAUAGUGUGAAAAGGAGCAAAGAUGAAAGCCAUGAAGGAGAAGUUGCACCUGAACAGCAGAAACUGUGCACACCUGGAGAUUUACAAGAAUCUGAAGCAAAGUGUGGAACUGAAACACAUUGUAGUCCUGAAGAGAGCAAUGUCAAUGUGUAAGACUGUUGAUGCAACAGGAGAAUUUAAAAAAGGAAAGAGCAGUUUGUGUGAAGGAAAGGAAGGCACAGAUAAGACUGAGUUAAUCUUUUGGAUGUGCUGCAAGUUUUGUUUAAAUCCUGGUUUUCAAAAGGCUUUGCUUUUGUCAGACUUUGUUUUUAAUAUUUAUUCAUUUAUAGGAACUGAGUAAAAUAUGAUUGCUGACCUCA
Gavialis gangeticus (Gharial) is the source of this 2102-nucleotide messenger RNA. It is a transcript of the gene CLCC1, whose product is annotated as chloride channel CLIC like 1. The coding region runs from base 325 to 1896 and encodes 523 amino acids. The record is from RefSeq and is a predicted model, not a curated record. Gene Ontology annotation, cellular component: endoplasmic reticulum; membrane. Gene Ontology annotation, molecular function: chloride channel activity. Lineage: Eukaryota; Metazoa; Chordata; Crocodylia; Gavialidae. The transcript has 11 exons.